This is a messenger RNA of Moneuplotes crassus, 1950 nucleotides long. Lineage: Eukaryota; Ciliophora; Spirotrichea; Euplotida; Euplotidae. The record is from the annotation of a GenBank genome assembly.
UUUGUGGUCUUCUCUGAGUUUGAAGUUGUUCGUUUUAUUUGAUAUAAAGAAGGUUCCAAGGGAUAUAGAAUAAAUAAUCAAAUAAAUUGGGUAUCUAUCUUGAUAAUUAUCAAAUUCCCAGGUUUGUGUUUUAUGUUUAGUCAUACUUUCAUUACUCAGUCCAGAAGAUUGUUUAAUUAAAUUACUCUUAAAAACGGUAACUUUUGACACAACUAAUCACAAUGAGCAUCCUAAAUUUUCUUCCAAAUUACCUAUAUUCCAGACUCCUUUCCUUAGAUCAUCUCUGCACCAAAGAAAUCCUGGUUUCAGCCAAUUACUUAAAAUAUUCUAGUCUAAGCGCCAAACUCUCUGGACACAAAGGGAACGGAUGCUGGCUCAAGCAUUAAGGGUUUAAGGAAUAAAACAAGGGGUUUUGGGUGGAGUUUUAAGAGGGUUAGAAAGCAUAGAGAGAGGUUUGGAGAUGUUGUGGGUUUUUACAGAGUUGGAUUUUGAGUAGUCUGAGUGAUGUGAGAGGAUUUUGGGUGAUGUCGUUUUUGAGGGUUGUUUUAGGUAGAGUAUUGGUGCUAUGUAAGGGAUGGGAUAUGGAAUUGGAUAUGAAUAAGAAGCACUUAAAAGGAACUCUUUGAGCUAUUUAUUCACUAUUUUAGUUUGAUAAAUUUUAUAGGAAAGCAACCAUAAACCGGUUUGAUUCUGGCUAUUUGCAAUUCAAGUUGAUCUAGCAUCCUUCACUAGCUUAUGCUCAUUUAAGCAUUCCAGUACUUAUUCUUGCUAUUAGUUCAGAGUUUACUCUCCAAUUGUGUCAGUUCGAACAAAUAAUAACUUAUUAUGAAAUUUAUGAAGAAAUUCUUUAAGAGAUUUUAUGAUAAUAUAGUGAGACAAAUAUUAAACUAAAUUCGAAAAAGUACCAUAUCAGAGAAAAUCUUCACCAUGGAGAAAAGGCUGAGGUCAAAAAGCAAGAGAAAGUCACCCAAAUUUAUUCAAUAGGUUUCCGAGGAUGAAGAAAGAAGCCUUGAAUUACUAAUAAACCAAGAUUAAUAAAAACAAAAUUUGGACUUCAAAGUCCGAAAAAUAUAUCCACUGAAAAAAAACUGUCCCAAAACCUCUCUUUCAAACCUGAAAUCUCCCAAAAAAUAAUUAUUCUCAAAAAGAAAUAACCCCUCUAAAGACCCUAGGUUCAUCCAGGGCAAUAGGACUAGAAACCCUGCUAGGAAGAGGGUUCAUGAGAAAUCUAUUCCUGCUGGGAAAGGUUCCAGAAACCAUUCUUCAGCUGUAGGACUGAAGAGAGAGUGUUCACAGAGUCAUGUGAAGAAACAGAGUGAAAAUAGGCAGAGUGGAAAUAGGCAGAGUGGGCAUAGACAGAGUGGGGAUAGACAGAGAGUAGAGAGAUAUACAAAACUUGCAGCCCUGAUUAGUCCAAAGAGGAGUAAAAGAAAGACUGGGUAUUUUAGUAUGAAGAAAGAUCAGAAUAAGCGAAGUUAUCCAUGAGUACAGUUAAAAAGAAGCAAUUUAGCUCCCUCUACCACCACAAACAACCCUCACAUCUCCUUUCCAUCUCUCAAAUCUUACCCAACUUCCUUCAAACCCGCCUCCACUCAAAACCCAAUCUCUUCAAAAUCCACUACCUCUAUCAAAACUCUUUCAAAAAAUUCUUGCAAGACCUAAAUCUAGUCAAAGCACCUAGCAAUAAAAACACCAGUCAAAUUUCACCCAAGAAGCCCGUGACCAGAAAUAAGGAAGCCUGACCAAGUGGGAUUAUGGCAGAAAAGCCACAUAAACCAUAUCGAUGAGAUGCUACAGUAAAACCAAUAGUUUUGAAGUUACCAGCAUUGGACCCUGUAUCGGAUUUGGUAACAGGAUGGGCCCAUGAAGAACCUCAUUUAGACCCCAUUGAUCAAUCCAUUAACGAGUACUUAAAGCAGAACAACAAUUAACCAUUUUCAAUAAUCUUGG